Molecule: messenger RNA, 1326 nt
Organism: Hydra vulgaris (swiftwater hydra)
Lineage: Eukaryota; Metazoa; Cnidaria; Hydrozoa; Anthoathecata; Hydridae
Source: RefSeq, a predicted model, not a curated record
AUGGAUGGGCCUGCUGGUUGUGGUAAAACAUUUACUUACAAUUAUUUAAUUGCUGAAACACGAAGCAGGCAUAUUAGAAUUGCAACAGCUGCAUGGACAGGAAUAGCUGCAACUCUUCUCAAAAGUGGGUGCACAAUGCAUGGCUUAUUCAAACUUCCUGUUCCAAUUUUGGAAACUAGCACAUGUAAUGUAACUCCAAACUCUAUUCAUGGUAGAUUUCUGAGACAAAUCAGUUUGUAUUUACAUGAUGAAGCAUCUAUGAUACCCAAAUAUGCUUUGAGUGCCAUUGAUAAGCUAUUACAAGAUAUUUGUAUUAACAACUUUCCUUUUGGUGGUAAGGUUGUUCUUAUGGGUGGAGACUUCAGACAAAUACUUCCAGUUGUGAAGCGAGGUCAACCAGCAGAAGUUAUUGAAUCCAGUUUAAAAUGUUCUGAACAUUGGCAAUAUGUGCAAAGGUUCUCAUUAACUGUAAAUAUGAGGGUUCAGAUAGAAGAAGCGGAAUUUUCUCAAUGGCUUUUAAAGCUCGGAAGUGGAACAUUACCUGUCAAGCCUGAAGAUCCUUUGCGAGGGUGUAUUGAAAUACCUGAGCAGUGCUUUCUCAGUGAUAAUGAAUCUAUUGUGGAGAAGAUUUUCGGUGGUGCAGAAGAAGCUGAUUAUGCAAAACGUGCUAUUUUAACGCCAACAAAUGUUGAUUCAUUGGCAAUAAAUGAAGAAGUCCUUCAUCGUUUACCCGGUGAUGUGAAAACAUAUUUAAGUUCAGAUAGGAUUGAAACUGAUGAUCUCAAUGAAAUUAAUAACUUUCCAGUCGAGUUUUUAAAUAGUUUGACUCCAUCAGAUCUCAAAGGUGGACUUUGUAAUGGAACCUGUUUAAUGGUGCGUGCAUUACACAACAAUUACAUUGAUGGUGAGGUUUUAACAAGUGUACCAGCUGGUGACAGGGUAUUUGUUCCUCGAGUUCAAUUAGCUCCAUCAGAUGCAAAUUUACCUUUUACACUUAAACGCCGUCACUUUCCAGUUAGGUUAGCAUACUCAAUGACCAUAAAUAAAAGUCAAGGUCAAACAUUUGAAAAAGUUGUAAGUGGUUUUCCAAACUGCAAGGAAGGUAAAAUUUUUUCUAUUAAACCUAUUAAGUCAGGCAUAGGACAUUCUAUAUGUAAAGGAAUCAUCGAAGAUUUAGAAAAAUGGGAUCUUAAAGAUAAUAUUGUUGCCCAAGUUUUCGAUACAACGGCUUGUCAUAAUGGAGUAAGAAACGAAUCAGCAACUCUUCUUGAAGAAUGCAAAUCUAUAAAAACGCUUCUAUGGCUUGCAUGUCGUCAUCAUGUUUAA